Messenger RNA from Mytilus trossulus (common blue mussel), 4678 nucleotides. RefSeq lists its product as uncharacterized. The transcript has 11 exons. Gene Ontology annotation, molecular function: protein binding. NCBI's taxonomy places the organism in Eukaryota, Metazoa, Mollusca, Bivalvia, Mytilida, Mytilidae. Bases 66 to 2969 code for a protein of 967 amino acids. The record is from RefSeq and is a predicted model, not a curated record. Gene Ontology annotation, biological process: signal transduction.
AAACUCCAUAUGAUCUGGCAGUAGCAAAACUGAAGUUUGAAGUAGUGGAAUACUUGCAGACAGUUAUGUCAGAGAAAUCCUCAAGUGUUCCUGUAGGACCGAAAAUUGAAGAUUCCGUCCGAUCUGCCAUGUUGGACAAGUUGCUUGGCAGUGGAAGCUAUGAAUCAUUUGACAUGCGCUGCAUGGUUACCGGCCAGUUCGCCGUUGGAAAAUCAAGUCUGGUCAAGCUUUUAGUUGGGGAUAAUGUUCCAGAAGGGAGACAACCCACCGAUGGCAUUUCGCUCAUAGAAGGUCGCUGUGGCCUUGAUAUUGAGACCAGAAGUUGGAUCAUGAUUGAUCCAGCAACUUAUAAUGCCUUGGAUGUUGUAUACAAUAAAGUGUUAAUGACCUCCGAAGAAGAAGAUGAAAGUAAGCAAACAAAAACACCAGAAAAACCUGAAUCGGAUGAAAAACCUGUUGAUAGUCCAAAUAAAGAAGAUACUCAUUCUCAGAAGUCUGAAGCCACCAGGUCAACAGAUUUCCCUGUGAACCUCUCAGAUGAACCCACUACACAGCCACAAGCAGCCCAAUCUUUGUCACUACAGAUGUCCUCCAGUGAGUCUAAAAGACAGCAAAUGAAGAAGAAAAUGACGACCAAAAUGACCAAAAAGGAAAUAAGAAAGAGAAUGGAGAAAGUCCUCAAAAGUGGGAAAUAUAAAAUGAAAGUUGGCCGACUCAUCUUCUGGGACUUUGGUGGACAGUAUGUGUAUUACACAACACAUCAGACUUUCAUGACAUUCAGAGCCUUGUUUCUGGUAGUUUUUGAUGGUAGUAAAAGAUUGAAUGAAGAAGUCCCUGAUGUUCUGUGUUUUCCAGGGCAACACAUGACACCAACCCCAGCAGUCUUUUUACUACACUGGGUGAACUCAAUCCUUACCUAUUGUAAAGUGGUGUAUGCUGGCAUCCCUAAGAUCUUGUUUGUUGCCACCCAUAAGGACAAGAUACCAGUGGAGGAUGUAGAAGCCAGACGUGCAAUAUUGUACAGCGAAGUAGAGGAAUUAUUCAGGGACCAUGACGGAAGAAACCAUCUCGUCCUUGACAAACAAAUAUUUGUCAAUGCAACUGAUAAAGCUGAUCAAGAAAUUGAAUCCCUGAAAAAAGCCAUAACAGAGCUAACUUUCGACCAUCCAUGUUGGGGGGAGAGGAUGCCAAACGCUUGGGUCCCACUUGAACUGGAGAUAGCUGAGUUGGUUGCUGCAGGAAAACAAAUUCUGUCAUUGGAAGAAGUUGAAGAAUUAAAUACAAUCAGCAAGGUGUCCGUUCUGGAUGUAAAACAACUUCAGGAGUUCCUCCAUUUCCAGCACUCGCUGGGGAAGAUCGUGUACAUUGAUACCCAGCAGCUCAGAGAUUAUGUCAUAAUCAACCCACUACUUAUGGUGGAGGUCAUGAGAUCAUUUGUGACAGACAAAGUAUUUUGGCCAAAGAAAAGAAGAAUGCAGGAAAUUUUCAGAAGAAUGUCAGACAGUGGGAUAAUAUGCAGAGGAGAUAUGUACAGCAUUUGGGACCAAAAGGACUUCCGGGCAAUUCUACCAUACAAAGAGUUUAUAUUCAACAUCCUCAUUUAUUUAGACAUCCUGGCAGAGCAACGUAGAUAUGAUAUAGCUUCAGGAAUGCGGUUACCAGUAGAGAACUAUUUUGUUCCCUGUAUGGUCACUGAAAGAAAUACCUCCAGCUUCAUGGUCAAAGAAUGUAAACCAGGAAGAGCUAUUUGCUUAGCAUUUGUUUUUAAAGGGACUGUUAUACCACCAGCUUUACCUAAUCGUCUGAUUAGCGCAUGUCUGAGCAUGUGGUCUCUAAAACAGUAUGAAGGGAGAAAGCUCCUCUUUUCAGGAUUUAUUGUAGUAUCCUUUGACAAGGCACAUGAUAUUGUAGUAUGCGUUGAAGGUAAUAAGAUUCUUCUGUAUAUAGUCCAUACCACCUCUGCUGGACUUAUAGUACCAGAUAUAGCCACUGGUGUUAAGGAAUGUUUGGUUACAACAAUGGAGAGAAUUUCAGAUUUUUAUCAGUCCACGAUCCAUAUUAACCGCAGCCAACAGUUACCUUUCCAUAUUGAGUAUUCAUGUUCUGAGUUGAAAUGCUUCAUUAAUGAAGAAGAAGCUUUGCAGACCGAUGAAUGGGUUUGUGAUAAGCAUCACUUAACACAUAGAGUGGGAUUCUCCGCUGUUUGGAACCAAGCAAAGAAGAUAGAACAGUGUGAGCAGAAUUGUCAAGGUUUAAGUGAUGAUGCUUUAAACCAAAAACCAAGUGACAUAGAACUCUUGCGUUUAUCCAUUAAAUGUUCAUCAAGUCAAAUGUACAAAUUAGUUACAUAUCUAGAAAUGUCUGAGAAAUGGGAUGAUAUUCAGCACAAUUAUCAAAAUAAUGUAGAGGUAGCAAAGUUUUUGGUUCUAUCAAAAUGGAAAGAGAUGAAAGUGGAUAGCAAAUUCAGAGCACUUGCAGAAGCACUGACAAAUAUGGAUAUAUCAACACAUAUCUUGUGUCAAGUAAGAAGAGUCAAAAGAGCAGAGCAUGAUAUUCCUGUAGAAUACUUAGAUUGUAUUCCGACAGAUGAGGUUUUGGAUGCAUUAGCACCACAAAUAGGUCAGAUAUUUUUUCAACUUGGUGCUGAAAUUGGGUUGUCAAUAGCAAACUUAGAAAAUAUACAGAGCAAUAAUUACCAAGACUUAGCUGCUCAGAAUAAGGAAGUUCUGUUUAUAUGGAGAGAAGACAGAACAGUAAAACCUACACUACAGGUACUGGUACAGGCUUUGGUUAAUGUUGGGAGAGGAGCACAUUGCUUGCAGGAAGUUUUGAAGAAUGUGGAUCUUAAUACCCUUAGAGGGUCGAAAGAAGUUAGAGGUAGAGGUGCAAUUCCCAAGAAACUGAAGAACACAUCUGAACAGAAGCCACAUAGUCAGAAAAAAGGGUCAAAGAAAUGUUCAAUAGCUUGAAAUAGUCACAACAAAAUAUAUAUUCAGAACAACUUUGUAAUCUGUCGAAAAGUAAUUGAUAGACAAUAACCGAGGUGAAAGCUAUCAAAUUGAAUUAAUUCUCAUUACUUUAAGAUGCAGUGAUUUUGAACUUUAAAAACACAUGUCGUACCACACUUGGUAGGAUAAUUUCUUUGCAGUGUAGAAAUGUUUUGUGGUUCUUUUCGAUAAGAAAAGUGCAACACAUCAAAUGUACCAUUAGAUAUUUCUAAAUUCAUUUUUAGCUCACCUGGCCCGAAGGGCCAAGUGAGCUUUUCUCAUCACUUGGCGUGCGGCGUCCGGCGUCUGUCGUCGUUAACUUUUACAAAAAUCUUCUCCUCUGAAACUACUGGGCCAAAUUUAACCAAACAUAGCCAAAAUCAUUAUUAUAGUAUCUAGUUUAAAAAUUGUGUCCAGUGACCCAGCCAACCAACCAAGAUGGCCGCCAUGGCUAAAAAGAACAUUAGGGUAAAAUGCAGUGUUUGGCUUUUAACUCAAAAACCAAAGCAUUUAGAGCAAAUCUGACAAAGGGUAAAAUUGUUUAUCAGGUCAAGAUCUAUCUGCCCUGAAAUUUUCAGAUGAAUCGGACAACCCGUUGUUAGGUUGCUGCCCCUGAAUUGGUAAUUUUAAGGAAACUUUUGCUAUUUUCGGUUAUUAUCUUGAAUAUUAUUAUAGUUAAAGAUAAACUGUAAAUUGGAAAAAUGUUCAGCAAAGUAAGAUUUACAAAUAAGUUGACAGGUCCAAAAUGGUCAGUUGACCCCUUUAGGAGUUAUUGCCCUUUAUAGUCAAUUUUUAAUCAUUUUAUUGUAAAUCUUAGUUAUCUUAUACAAAAAUCUUCUCCUAAAACUACUGGGCCAAAUUUAACCAAACAUGACCAAAAUCAUUAUGAGAGUAUCUAGUUUAAAAUUGUGUCCGGUGACCCGGCCAACCAACCAAGAUGGCCGCCAUGUCUAAAAAUAGAACAUAGGGGUAAAAUGCCUGUUUUGGCUUAUAACUAAAAAACCAAAGCAUUUAGAGCAAACCUGAGAUGAAGUAAAAUUGUUUAUCAGGUCAAGAUCUAUCUGCCCUGAAAUUUUCAGAUGAAUCGGACAACCUGUUGUUAGGUUGCUGCCCCUGAAUUGGUCAUUUUAAGGAAAUUUUUGCUAUUUUCGGUUAUUAUCUUGAAUAUUAUUAUAGAUAGAGAUAAACUGUAAACAGGAAAAAUGUUUAGCAAAGUAAGAUUUACAAAGUCAUCAAGUCCAAAUUUUCAGUUGACCUCUUUAGGAGUUAUUGCCCUUUAUAGUCAAUUUUUAAACAUUUUUCGUAAAUCUUAGUUAUCUUAUACAAAAAUCUUCUCCUCUGAAACUACUGGGCCAAAUUAAAUCAAACUUGGCCACAAUCAUCAUUGGGAUAUCUAGUUUAAAAAUUGUGUCCGGUGACCCGGCCAACCAACCAAGAUGGCUGCCAUGGCUGAAAAUAGAACAUAGGGGUAAAAUGCAGUUUUUGGCUUAAAACAUAAAAACCAAAGCAUUUAGAGCAAAUCCGACAAGGGGUAAAAUUGUUUAUCAGGUCAACAUCUCUGCCCUGAAAUUUUCAAAUGAAUCAGACAACCCGUUGUAAGGUUGCUGACCCUGAAUUGUUAGUUUUAAAGGAAAUUUUGCUGUUUUUGGUUAUUAUCUUGAAUAUUAUUAUAGAUAGAGAUUAACUGUAAA